AACAAUGAAGAUAUUGGUGACUGGUGCAUCCGGUUACCUCGGUGGAAGGCUCUGCCAUGCUCUGCUACGCCAAGGUUACUCCGUCAGAGCCCUCGUUCGAUCCACUAGCGAUAUCUCCGGCCUUCCUCCGCAUCUCGAAAUCGUUUGCGGCGACAUCACCGACUACGCCUCUCUUCUCGCUGCCUGCUCCUCCUGUUCCGUCGUCUUCCACGUCGCCGCUCUCGUCGAGCCCUGGCUUCCCGAUCCUUCUAGAUUCUUCUCCGUCAACGUCGGAGGAUUGAAAAAUGUGUUGAAGGCGGUGAAGGAGGGCCACACAGUGGAGAAGCUCAUAUAUACGUCGUCGUUUUUCGCCUUAGGACCAACCGACGGAGGCCUCGCAGACGAAAAUCAAGUGCAUCACGAGAAAUAUUUCUGUACCGAAUAUGAGAGAUCAAAGGUUGCUGCCGAUAAGAUUGCUAUGCAAGCUGCAUCGGACGGGGUGCCGAUAGUGUUGCUUUAUCCUGGAGUAAUAUAUGGUUCUGGCAAGGUCACUGCUGGAAACGUUGUUGCACGGAUGAUAGUAGAACGGUUCAGUGGUAGAUUGCCGGGUUACAUAGGGUAUGGAAACGAUAAGUUUUCGUUCAGUCAUGUGGAGGAUGUGGUGGAGGGGCACAUUGCUGCGAUGAAAAAGGGAGAAGCAGGGAACAGGUAUCUUCUGACAGGAGAAAAUGCGUCGUUCAAGUAUGUGUUUGAUAUGGCUGCUGUUAUUACUGACACCGCGAAACCGAUACUUAGCAUCCCUUUGUGGGUCAUUGAAGCAUAUGGGUGGCUGUCAGUUCUAUACUCUCGAAUCACUGGAAAGCUACCUCUCAUUAGUCCACCGACAGUUCAUGUUUUAAGACAUCAAUGGGAGUAUUCCUGUGAAAAAGCGAAAAGGGAGCUAGAUUAUAGGCCCAGAAACCUUCGAGAAGGACUCGCUGGGGUACUGCUCUGGAUGAAGGAUUCGGGGUUGAUAAGAUAUUAGCGACAACAUAACUUGCUAGGGCUUGACCUUGUGCAAUAUGAAUAAAACAGACCAAAAGGCUUUAUGGGUUUAACAUCGCGCGUUUCUGAAAUUCUAUUUUGAUUUAUUUCACCUUUGUGUCAUUUUUUAUUUUAUUUUUCUAAAUAACACAUUUUUUUUUUCUAUUUUUUCAUUUUUUUACUUCUUUAUUUUUUAUCCUAUUUUAUCUCUCUUCCAAAUAGAGUCUAUAAAGGUUUGCCGAUGUUUUGAUGAUUUUAAUUAUAAGAACUUUUUUGUUAUAC
Molecule: messenger RNA, 1284 nt
Organism: Abrus precatorius (Indian licorice)
Lineage: Eukaryota; Viridiplantae; Streptophyta; Magnoliopsida; Fabales; Fabaceae
Product: putative dihydroflavonol 4-reductase
Exons: 5
Coding region: 5-1003 (332 amino acids)
Source: RefSeq, a predicted model, not a curated record